Suillus subalutaceus is the source of this 786-nucleotide messenger RNA. RefSeq lists its product as uncharacterized. The transcript has 6 exons. NCBI's taxonomy places the organism in Eukaryota, Fungi, Basidiomycota, Agaricomycetes, Boletales, Suillaceae. The record is from RefSeq and is a predicted model, not a curated record. The coding region runs from base 31 to 699 and encodes 222 amino acids.
CUGUUUUGUGUAAGUAAACCAGUGUAAACCAUGGCCUCUAGUAAACAGCCCGAAGACGAAGAUAAUAACGCGCACGUCGGCCUGUUCAGGCGAUCAUGGACCGCAAUUUUUCCGUUCUCUUCUUCUGCGCUAGCGUCUCUCCCCGAAAACACCCAAAGGCCCGUGCGUUAUACGAGAGAAGAUGAUAUUCCAGACGUGGAUCACGACAUUGAUGGACAAAGACCUACCAUCAGAGAUUACAAUGCCAUAAAUUCUGUUCCGCCCCAGAUACGUGUUCCGAAGAAGGUGAAGACGUCUCUGAAGAUCGAGGGAAAGGUAUGGUUCGCCAAUGAACGGACAUGGAUAUCCUGGCUAAAUCUUGCUGUGCUAUUGGGAACCUUGGCGCUUGCCCUAUUCAAUGCAUCCAAAGACGUGGUAGCCCGAAGAUUCGCAUAUGCUUAUGCCUCGAUAAGCAUUGGUGUUUUGGUCUACGGUUUUGUAAUUUAUCAGAAUAGGAUCACGAUGAUUCGCAAACGCGACCCUGGGCAUUAUGACCACAUCGUUGGACCUGUCUUUAUCAGUGCACUUCUGUUCUUUGCAGUCUUGGCCAAUUUUGUAAUUCGAGUGCGCGAGCUACAAUCAAAAGAGGUCCCUAUUCCUGGUCUUGAACUUCUAUACCGCAAUACCAUCUCGCUUGUUGUGUCUGGCAGUGAUUCAUAGCUUCAAUGUACCAAUGACAUGUCCGUCUCCUCCGGCUGCCCACUCGAUCCCAUAUCGAGAUCGACUCGCUGGUACUCUAAAGAAACA